Messenger RNA from Schizophyllum commune H4-8, 998 nucleotides. RefSeq lists its product as uncharacterized. The record is from RefSeq and is a predicted model, not a curated record. The transcript has 6 exons. Gene Ontology annotation, molecular function: NADH dehydrogenase (ubiquinone) activity. NCBI's taxonomy places the organism in Eukaryota, Fungi, Basidiomycota, Agaricomycetes, Agaricales, Schizophyllaceae. Bases 45 to 854 code for a protein of 269 amino acids.
CGGAGGGAGGGAUCGUCACGUGCCACACCGACGCUCUUUCCACCAUGUCCUUCCGAGUCGCCAGCCAGGCCGUCGCCCGGCAGCUCCUGCGCGCGGGUGCUGGGCGACGCUUCUCAACGUCGCCCAGGGUACUUAGACCCUCCGCCGCCCCCUUCACCGAGCCGACCUCUCCCAACCCGGCGAUCGAGAAGCACGCGAAGACGACCGAGGCGCUGCACACCUAUGGCGCCUACCUCAUGCAGUGCAUGCCCAAGUUUAUCCAGCAGUUCUCCGUCCUCCGGGACGAACUCACGAUCUACACCGCGCCGUCGGGGCUCAUCCCGGUGCUCACCUUCCUGCGCGACCAUGGCCAGUGCCAGUUCAAGAGCUGCAUGGAUGUUAGCGGGGCGGACUACCCCGAGCGCGAGAAGCGGUUUGAGUCGGUGUACCACCUGCUGAGCUAUCGGUCGGGCGGGCGCAUCAGGGUCAAGACGUACGCGGGCGAAGCCGAUCCCAUUCCGAGCGCGGUGGGCGUGUACCCUGGGGCGAACUGGUACGAGCGUGAAGCCUGGGACCUCUACGGCAUCUUCUACAGCGGUCACCCUGAUUUGCGCCGUAUCCUGACCGACUACGGCUUCGAGGGCCACCCCCUUCGCAAAGACUUCCCGAUCUCUGGCUACACUGAGCUUCGCUACGAUGAGGAGCGCAAGCGCGUCGUCUACGAACCCUUACAGCUCACUCAGGCCUUCCGCAACUUCGAGGCCCAAUCACCCUGGGAACAGGUCGGUCACGGCACCGAGCCUGCGACGCCUCCGGAAUUCAAGCACCUCCCCCCUCCCCCACCACCGAAGGAGGAGACCCCGCAGAAGAAGUAGAUGGAUUGCUUGUAGCGUACAUCCAAUCAGUUUCCUGCUAUUUGAGCGUCGCGUUUAUGUGUUCAUUCCACCUGCUGCACACUCCCAAACAUUCCAUUCACGCAGAAGGUUAGGUCUGCGACGUAAUUGAAAGAUUCAGAACUC